GUGACCCUUAACCAUCAUAUUGCAUACGUUUUCUGAGUACAUGGACAGAAAGCUUCUGCUUCAGACACCCGUUGAACAAACACGAUUGUUACAAGAGGUUCCAAAAGUAAUUGCAGAUGAAAUAGAAGUUCAAUCUGCAUGCAAGGACAUGUCUAGGAAGGAUGAGCAAACUGACUUGCCAAAAUCAGCCCUUAAAGGGACAUCACCACCUCCCAAAAGAAGUUCAGAAGGCAUUAAAGGUUCUUCUUGCUGCCUGGAUGAUGGAGCAAAUGGUGCAGCGGAAAACAAGCAGUUUGGAUCUUUUGAAAAACUUCAACAUCAAUCACGCACUACAACUUGUGAUGGUAAAGAUGGUGGCUUUAUUCAGACAGGGAGUAAGCAGUAUUUUGAAGAGUUGAACAAAAACCGCUCCAGAGUAUCCCAACCCAAAAUAGUCUCGGGACAAACUCCUGGUCCUUUUUCUGAAGGCAUGCCCGGUGCUUUUCUUCCACUAAAGCAAUGUCAACCUGUUAACAGUAUUUCCAGAGAUGAGCAAAAUGAACAGGUAGACAUUGAAUGUCAAAACAAGGAGCAAGGCACUCCAAGAGAUGGAUCUAAUGAGCCAAGCGAACCAAGAUUUAAGUUGAAUGUGUCGAGUGAUAAUGGAGAGCAAGAUCCAAGUGCUGCAGCUAAUCAUACUGAUAAGCUGCAUCAUAAAGGAGCUGCAUUGGAAGUAAAUCAUCAAUUGCACUCUCUUCCUGAUGAUACUCAAGAUGGUGGCACUCUUCGGACGGAGAGGAAUGAAGGUUGUCAAAUAGUGAAUACCAAUACUAGAGCAGUACAUGCUGAAGCCUUUACAGCAAAAGUUAUUGCUUCUAUUUCUCAAGGCCGACCCAAUGCCCUUCCACAAGAGCCGUAUCAGCCUGCUAAUGAUAUAUCUAAGACAAAACAAAAUGCACAGGUAAAUGUUGCACAUGAAAACAAGAAGCAAAGUGCUCCAGCAGCUGAUUUAAUUGUGUUAAGUGAUGAUGAGGAGGAAGAUGCAAGUGCUGCAGCUAGUAAGCAAAAAAUUCAGAACUUAAACUGCUCCAUAUGGAAUUGCAUUAGUCCAAAUGGUAUGAAAACAGGGCCUUGGUCAAUGUUACUGCUCAAGGAAUGGAGUGAUAGUGAUUCCUGUGUAUUAAAAUGGAAGGUUUGGAAGAGCGGUCAGAGCCCAGAAGAAGCAAUUUUUCUAAAUGAUGCCCUCCACCAGGUUUUCAAUAGAAGGAAAUGUUGACGUUUUUCAUUUUUCACUCGGUUACCAGCAUGAAGCUUCCAGGCCAAGAUAAAGUAUUUCUUUCCGAAUUACUAAUUUGCUCACUAUUUUAUGUUCA
Molecule: messenger RNA, 1352 nt
Organism: Populus nigra (black poplar)
Lineage: Eukaryota; Viridiplantae; Streptophyta; Magnoliopsida; Malpighiales; Salicaceae
Exons: 3
Coding region: 41-1255 (404 amino acids)
Source: RefSeq, a predicted model, not a curated record